GCCUGGAGCUGAUGAACUUCUAAAUCAGGUUCCUGUGCUCUGCAGACGGCUUUGAGAGAAACCUGUGCCUCUCUCAGGUCUGCUUGCCCCAAACUGUCCCCCAGAGACUCGCCCAGCUCCUUCCACCCCCGACCUUUGCUUCCAUCCAAUAUCUGGGAUGCAGUUAGGUUUGCCUUGAGGCAAAGCUACCAGAGUUUUGGCUGAAGAUAACAGCUACAAUGCUUCACACGCAGUGCUUAUGCUGUGCCAGGCUGUCCUGCCUGUCUCAUAAGGUGCUUCCUUCCCUAUCUGAAAGGGCUUAGUGCUGACCUCUGAGGCUGCCGCCUGACCCAAGGUCCAGUCGCAGCGCAGGAGAACCUCUGCUCCCUCCCGGAGACAUCCAGACCCUGGCAGCCCUGGAUGGGGACCGGAGCUUCCUGGCCAUGUGUUUCCUGUCCCCCCAUAGGCCUCUGUUUCCCCGAUGGGGAAGGUUUUGUGUCCCUUGUGUCUGAUGAGCCAGGACAGGGCUACGUGAACAGCACCACAGCCAAAUCUGAUGGGCAUUUGGCCACAGCUGCAGGGAGGAUGUGGGGGCCUGCACUGCCUCAGGCCUGCUCGUGGCUCCAAGUGGUGAAGCCCCAUCACUGGUAAAGAGGAGUGGGACGAGCUCAACCGCUCUCAUCCUGGGCGGGGAGGAAACUGACAAACAGCUGAGUUACACACACACAGCAGUUCCUGUUUGAGCUGCCUGACUUGGGUUUUAAAUAUAGCCUAUUAAAGCAAUUAGAGAAUUGGUUCCAAAGUUUACCUCCUCUGAUUCCCAAAGAUAAAAGAAGGCAUAAUUUAUUUUAUCUUUAGGUAAAAAGUGUAGAUGAUUUGGGACUAUCUGGUUUUAAAAAAAUAAUCUGACCUAGACACAAAUGAACAAAAACAGUUAUGGAGAGAAAUUGGUCUGCCUCACCCUCCCCUUUUUGUGUGGCGUAUCUAAGCUUCAUGGCUAAAACAAAACCAAAAAAAAGGUGUUUAAUAAUUACCUUCAUUGACCUCUGUACCUUCUGGACUUCCUUCACUCCUGGGCACAAGACAUGGCCAUUCCUAGGGUUGGACCGUGCAGGCACGGGCGGUCAGCUGGGCCGCAGCUUCUCCGGCUCUGCAGGGUCACGGAGGAAGUCUCCUGGAACCAGCAGGAGGAAACAUGGGGGAUACUGGCCUGAGAAAGCGGAGAGAGGAUGAGAAGUCGAUCCAGAGCCAAGAGCCCAAGACCACCAAUCUCCAAAAGGAGCUGGGCCUCAUCAGUGGCAUCUGCAUCAUCGUGGGCACCAUCAUCGGCUCUGGGAUCUUCAUUUCCCCCAAGUCUGUACUCAGCAACACGGAAGCUGUGGGGCCCUGCCUCAUCAUAUGGGCGGUUUGCGGGGUCCUCGCAAUGCUGGGCGCCCUGUGCUUUGCAGAACUUGGCACGAUGAUCACCAAGUCGGGGGGGGAGUAUCCCUACCUGAUGGAGGCCUACGGGCCCAUCCCCGCCUACCUCUUCUCCUGGGUCAGCCUGAUGGUCAUGAAGCCCUCGUCCUUCGCCAUCAUCUGCCUCAGCUUCUCCGAGUACGUGUGCACGCCCUUCUACGUGGGCUGCAAACCUCCUGUAAUUGUUGUGAAAUGCCUGGCCGCUGCCGCCAUCUUGUUCAUCACGACGGUGAACUCACUGAGCGUGCGGCUUGGAAGCUACGUCCAGAACAUCUUCACCGCGGCCAAGCUGGUGAUCGUAGCCAUCAUCAUCAUCAGCGGGCUCGUGCUCCUGGCCCAAGGAAACACAAAGAAUUUUGAUAAUUCUUUCGAGGGCGCCCAGCUGUCUGUGGGAGCCAUCAGCCUGGCGUUUUACAAUGGACUCUGGGCCUACGAUGGAUGGAAUCAACUCAAUUAUAUCACAGAAGAACUUAGAAACCCUUACAGAAACCUGCCUUUGGCCAUUAUCAUCGGGAUCCCCCUGGUGACGGUGUGCUACAUCCUCAUAAAUGUGUCCUACUUCACCGUGAUGACUGCCACCGAACUCCUGCAGUCCCAGGCCGUGGCCGUGACGUUUGGUGACCGUGUUCUCUAUCCAGCGUCUUGGGUCGUUCCACUUUUUGUGGCAUUUUCAACCAUCGGUGCUGCUAACGGGAGCUGCUUCACAGCGGGCAGACUCAUUUAUGUGGCGGGCCGGGAGGGCCACAUGCUCAAAGUGCUUUCUUACAUCAGCGUCAAGCGCCUCACUCCAGCCCCCGCCAUCAUCUUCCAUGGUAUCAUAGCAACGAUUUAUAUCAUCCCUGGUGACAUAAACUCGUUAGUUAAUUAUUUCAGCUUUGCCGCAUGGCUCUUUUAUGGCCUGACGAUUCUAGGACUCAUCGUGAUGAGAUUUACAAGGAAAGAGCUGGAAAGGCCUAUCAAGAGCCGAUUACCAUGCACCUUCAGAUGCUAAUGGAAGUGGUCCCACCGGAGGAAGACCCUGAGUAACAAGCUCCAUCUCUUGUAGCCAAGUCAAAGCUGAAUUUAUUUUCUUAAGCAAUAUUUGUGGUUAUUUCUUCCUGAUAUUUUUCUUAUGAAUAAAAUAUACUCAGAUGUUUAAAAUAUUGUUAUUUUUAGAUAUUCUUAGUUCUCUGGGUGGGGGUUCCAGAAAGGAGAAGUGGCAAGUGUUUGCUAAAGUUGCUGUCAGGUGAGAUGUCACCUAACAGAAGGCAGAUGCUUAGGGAAGGGCUGAAUAAAAGCCACUAUCACAGUGGCAACUAUUUAACAAAGGGCAUAUCACACUUAAAUGAAAGGCAUUCUUUAAACUCAAUGUCAAUAAGGGCUCUUUUAUAUAAAAUGGAUGACAUUUUUGCUUUGAUUUAGAUUUAAACAACAGUAAAUUACUGGCCAGGUGCGGUGGCUC
Messenger RNA from Macaca mulatta (Rhesus monkey), 2878 nucleotides. NCBI's taxonomy places the organism in Eukaryota, Metazoa, Chordata, Mammalia, Primates, Cercopithecidae. The record is from RefSeq and is a predicted model, not a curated record.